Rattus rattus (black rat) is the source of this 1654-nucleotide messenger RNA. It is a transcript of the gene Hormad2, whose product is annotated as HORMA domain containing 2. Lineage: Eukaryota; Metazoa; Chordata; Mammalia; Rodentia; Muridae. The record is from RefSeq and is a predicted model, not a curated record. The coding region runs from base 256 to 846 and encodes 196 amino acids. The transcript is spliced from 10 exons.
GCCGUUGGCCUCGGCUGAGGUGAAGGCCUCACCGCGUGUCCACACUCUGGGGUCUCCAGAGACAGGCGUUCGGGUGGGUUCUGUGGUCUUCGAGUUCAGACUUCUUUGUUCUUUUUAAUUGAGAGGUUUGAUUUGGAAGUAUUUCGUGGAACUCGAAAGCCCUCAGAGUGGAAGUAUAAUCGUGUUGGGGGGGUGCCAAGUAGGACCGGAAGCUGCAGGUUGGAGUUGUUGAACGAAUCCUGAUUCAUUCUCACGAUGGCCACUGCUCAGCUCUCUCACAACCCCAGAACACUGAAGGCAUCUAAGAAAACAAUUUUCCCAUCCCAAAUCACGAAUGAGCGUGAGUCACUGGUGAUGGUGAAGAAACUCUUUGCCACCUCUAUCUCGUGUAUAACGUAUCUGAGGGGCCUGUUUCCAGAGAGCUCUUACAGAGAUCGCUAUUUGGAUGACCUCAGUUUAAAAAUUCUCCGGGAAGACAAAAAGUGUCCUGGGUCAUUACAUAUUAUUAAAUGGAUUCAAGGUUGUUUUGAUGCUUUGGAAAAGAGAUACCUGCACAUGGCGGUGUUAACACUUUACACAAAUCCCAAGGAACCGGAGAAAGUGACUGAGAUAUACCAAUUCAAAUUCAAAUACACAAAAAAGGGAACCAGUAUGGACUUUGACAGCAGCAGCACGAGCUUUGAAAGUGGGGCACACAGUAAAGAUGUUAAGAAAGCCUGCUCCCUACUCAUCCGCCAGUUGUAUGUCCUGAUGCAGAACCUUGGACCCCUUCCUAAUGAUGUCAUACUCACUAUGAAACUCCACUAUUAUAACUCAGGUUCAAAGAAUGAAUUUUGUGCACAUUGAGCCAAGUUUUGAAAGCACCAGGAAGAAGAGGAAGGUCAGCGAACCAGUGACAAUCCUCAUUCCAAACAGAAAAUGAAACAGGUGCCUUUGCUACGCCUGUUUGCAAAAACAUGAAAUGUCGGAACAGGAGUCACCAAAACUUUUUCCCAAAGUUUUUGCUCAAUUUUUGACUCAGUUUGUGAAGGGGCUAAGCUAUUGAGCAGGUCCUGGGGUCGCUUCUCCAGAAGGAAACAAGAUCACCAGAGCUGCCUUGGCAUGGCAUUAUCUCACGGCCGAGUUAGAGAUGAGACACGCUUUGUGUUUGCACGAAAACCCAGCAGUUAUUUUGGGAAGAAAUAGCUGCUGUUCUUAAAGAAAAGGCUUUUCUUUACAUAAUUCAGUUCUCCAGGUAUCUCGACUGCUGUGAACUACUCUGACUUGUUAUAACCUGUGUGUGGGAAUCCUUCUGUAGCUUUAGUAAAGCUCACACACACAGAGCGGCAUAGGACGUCUGAAGGUGCUUAGCCCAGUGUGAGUUAAAUGUUGACUUCAGUCUCCAGGUUGAUGAGGAGCGUGCAGGUCCAGAUGCCCUCCCUGUAAACGUCCUCAGCUCUGCCCCAGGCCCUUUUGUUGGCCAAUCCCAAAAGCUGACGUGCAGUUCAGGGGCCUGGUUCCCUUGUAAGACCUAUGUUGAGUAUUUUCCCCCAAAUACCUGAGUUUAUCAGUCUGUAACUUGCAGGUGAUGCUAUUUGUCCCCCUCCAUAUUUUGGAAGAAUUUUGAUAGGCUUAAUGAUUAAUGUAAAAUGAAUAAUAAAUGACUUAAAGAAUU